Molecule: messenger RNA, 1275 nt
Organism: Exaiptasia diaphana
Lineage: Eukaryota; Metazoa; Cnidaria; Anthozoa; Actiniaria; Aiptasiidae
Product: alpha-tectorin-like
Exons: 6
Coding region: 209-1198 (329 amino acids)
Biological process (GO): cell-matrix adhesion
Source: RefSeq, a predicted model, not a curated record
GCUCAUUCCAUUUGGUGCAGAUAACGGUGACAUUUUGGUUCCUCCAGGGGAUGAUUCAGUAAAUUCACGCAACUUCGUUAUUGCGAAACCUUUUCGUUUCUUUGGCCAGGACUUUACUUCAUUGUAUGUAAACAUUAAUGGAGUAAUAUCAUUCCAAAAAAAAUUUUCAAAGUUUAAACCAAAACGGUUUCCGCUUGUUGAUACUGCUAUGAUCGCUCCAUUCUGGGCUGAUGUUGUUACAACUAAGGGAGGUGCUAUAUGGUAUAGACAGACCACUUCCAAAAAUGUCCUGAGAGAGGCAUCACUCGACGUAAGAAAUGCUUUUCCAGAAUUCCCAAACUUCUCAGCAAGAUGGAUGUUUGUUGCCACUUGGGAGAAAGUACCAUUUUAUGGAACCAAAAAUAAGAACAUCACCAACACCUUCCAGUCUGUACUGCUAAGCGAUGGCCGUCACUCGUUCGUUCGUUUUAACUACUAUAACAUCACGUGGACUUCAGCGACAACGAGUGGAGGCAAAUCCAGCAAUGGCCUUGGUGGAACUGAAGCAUCGUGUGGAUUCAAUUCUGGAUUUGGCAACUAUCAUUACAAUGUAACUAAUAAUGGGUAUCGAAAUAUUAGUGUACUUGAUCUUCCUCACAAAACAAAUGUUAAACAACCAGGAGUGUUGAUGUUCAGGACGGACGGCAUCACAAUACAAGAACCUACAGGACGAACUACAAAAGGUGGGGAAAGUGAGUGGGUGAAAAUGAACUUUGAUGAGGUGUGCUUUGGUGCUAGGAAUGACGCAUAUGGCUCCUUCGUCAAUCAUGUCAAAGGGGGAAGGGUCGCAGCGAUCAAACUUGUCUACUUACGAGGCUUCGUCCGUUGUGCCAAUAGUGCGGUUCACAACAGCAGAUGGGGAUGCUCUGGAAUUAAGAAAUUGAGUCAUUUCCCUUUCAAUGUGAUUGGAACCAACCAGAACAACCGUGUUCUCUUCCCAAAAGAAGAAAUCUUGGUGUAUAGCACCAUGUGGUACAAUCUUCCAUUUGCUGACAAUCAACAUAGCAAUGAGCUCGUGUUUACAGGAGACUACUUUAACUCCUUUCAUUUCCCGCUUAACGACCAGAUGAAGAUCUGGUACGGUGAAGAUCUCGCUAAUCACAGCGAGAGAGAUAAUCACGGUCGAGUUUGUGUGGACGUCUACGUGAAGUUUAUCUGAUUUUAUUACUUGAGUAGGCGAGGGAAAUAAAGUUAAUAUUGCUUACUGUUAGUUUGCAUUAAAAGUUCGAUUCGAAA